Diachasmimorpha longicaudata is the source of this 15320-nucleotide messenger RNA. It is a transcript of the gene Rg, whose product is annotated as rugose. The transcript has 46 exons. Gene Ontology annotation, cellular component: cytosol; membrane. Gene Ontology annotation, biological process: intracellular protein localization. The coding region runs from base 474 to 10778 and encodes 3434 amino acids. The record is from RefSeq and is a predicted model, not a curated record. Lineage: Eukaryota; Metazoa; Arthropoda; Insecta; Hymenoptera; Braconidae. Gene Ontology annotation, molecular function: protein kinase binding.
GAAUUGAGUUUAUCAAAAAUCGAUAAGUUAUCGAGAGACGACAAUCAGUCUCCUGUUCACAUUCCGCGUCAACAAAGCACCAGAGUGAUUGCUGUAAAUAAUUUGGUGAAGUACAUUUUCUUUUGAAAAGUUCAAUGAAUAACGAAAUUUCAUAGAUUUUGGUGAUGAGAAGGUACGAAUACGUGGAAAAAGUUACAUGCGGCGUCCGCCGGCCGCUAUUGUCGCUACGGCGUCCAUGGCGGCUGCCUCAUUCAGUUGCGUAGUCAUCCAGCUAGGGACUUUUCCACCCGUCAUACUGCCAGAUUCCUCAUAACAGUGUCCACUUUCUAACAUGGCAGAUCGAUUUGUGUUGUACUAUCAUGUGACGGAUAAACUAACGCGUUAAAUGUUAAACUAUUGGUGUAUUUAAUUGUUGUUAUUUAACCAGAAACAGUGUUGAUAUACGCAGAUCGUGAAUUAAAGUGAGUUUCAUAAUGGCGGACAUUAAGAGUCCACCGUUUAGUGACAUCAAGAGACCGGAGGAGGUGGUGGCGAUGGCGAUGAACGACAGCCUCAAAUUUGCCGUGUUGAUCGGCUUAAUCGAGGUUGGACAGGUGUCUAAUCGCGAGGUAGUCAACACCGUUCUUCAUUUGCUUGUCGGUGGAGAGUUCGAUAUGGAGCUGAACUUUGUUAUUCAGGACGCUCAGAACAUCAGGCAUAUGCUAGAGUUACUCGAUCACUGUCCGCCAAACCUCCAGGCUGAAAUAUGGAGUGUUUUCAUCGCGAUAUUGAGAAAAAGUGUGAGGAACCUUCAGGCGUGCACGGAUGUGAGCCUCAUCGAGCACGUACUGCAUCGCUUGUCAAGGGCAGAAACAGUUGUUGCAGAAUGCCAAAAUGUUGAAGAUCUGCUGAUCGAUAUGCUCGGAGUGCUAGCGAGUUACAGUAUAACAGUCAAGGAAUUAAAACUUCUGUUUGGGGCAAUGAAGGCGGUCAAGGGAAAAUGGCCACGACACUCGGCAAAAUUGUUGAACGUACUUCGUCAAAUGCCACAGCGAAAUGGACCCGAUGUAUUUUUCAGUUUCCCCGGGAGAAAAGGAUCGGCAAUUGUUCUACCACCGAUGGCGAGGUGGCCUUACGAAAGUGGUUACACCUUCACAACGUGGUUCCGUCUCGACCCUAUCAACUCCGUUAAUAUCGAGAGAGAAAAGCCGUACCUCUACUGUUUCAAAACGAGCAAGGGAGUCGGAUACUCGGCCCAUUUCGUUGGUAACUGCUUGGUACUUACUUCGAUGAAAGUUAAGGGCAAGGGCUUCCAACACUGUGUCAAAUAUGAGUUUCAACCACGAAAGUGGUACAUGAUCGCCAUAGUGUACAUAUACAAUAGAUGGACGAAAAGCGAGAUAAAAUGUUUGGUAAACGGACAAUUGGCAUCAAGUACGGAGAUGGCGUGGUUUGUUUCCACGAACGAUCCAUUCGAUAAAUGCUACAUCGGUGCCACUCCGGAAUUGGAUGAGGAGCGAGUAUUUUGCGGUCAAAUGAGUGCAAUAUAUCUGUUCAGCGAGGCGCUCACUACCCAUCAAAUUUGCGCAAUGCACAGACUCGGACCAGGAUACAAAAGCCAAUUUCGGUUUGACAACGAGUGUUACCUGAAUUUACCCGACAAUCAAAAAAGGGUGAGUGAUGAACAGGAGCCCCCAAGCAUGGUCGACCAAAGUAUGCAAACUGUCCUGUACGAUGGGAAAUUGUCGAAUGCAAUAGUAUUCAUGUACAACCCAGUGGCAACGGACUCUCAAUUGUGCCUGCAAAGUGCACCAAAGGGCAAUGUGUCAUACUUCGUUCACACACCCCACGCCCUCAUGCUCCAGGACGUUAAAGCAGUUAUUACACAUUCCAUACACAGUACACUGAAUUCCAUCGGUGGAAUUCAAGUGUUAUUUCCAUUAUUUUCACAAUUGGACAUGCCUUAUGAUUGUAUAGCACCCAACGACAUCAAACGAGAUCCCAGUCUAUGUUCAAAACUAUUGGGAUUCAUCUGCGACCUCGUAGAAACUUCGCAGACAGUACAGCAGCAUAUGGUACAAAAUCGAGGCUUCCUAGUCAUCAGUUUUAUGCUCCAACGAGCGAGCAGAGAGCACCUAACCACCGAAGUUCUUGCCUCCUUUUUGGAACUUACCAAGCACCUUGUCACAUGUUUAAGUGCUAACAGCGAUUUACUAUUAAAACAGUUGUUUUAUUUUUCAUUUUUAACCUGGCAGCUGUUGGACCAUGUCCUGUUUAAUCCAGCUCUAUGGAUUUACACACCAGCUCCAGUGCAAACACGUCUUUAUUCAUACUUGGCAACAGAAUUUCUCAGCGAUACCCAGAUUUAUUCAAAUGUCAGGCGUGUAUCAACGGUACUGCAAACAGUUCAUACACUGAAGUAUUACUACUGGGUGGCAAAUCCACGAGCUAAAAGUGGAAUAACACCGAAGGGAAUGGAUGGACCCCGCCCGCAACAAAAGGACAUCUUAACAAUCCGUUCAUACAUCCUCCUCUUCCUAAAGCAGCUCAUAAUGAUUGGCAAUGGUGUAAAAGACGAUGAGCUUCAGAGUAUCCUAAAUUACCUAACGACAAUGCACGAGGACGAGAAUCUCCACGACGUCCUCCAAAUGUUGAUCUCUUUGAUGUCAGAGCAUCCCUCCUCAAUGGUCCCAGCAUUCGACGCAAAACAAGGUGUUCGCACUAUAUUCAAACUAAUGGCUGCUGAGAGCCAGCUGAUAAGGCUCCAAGCACUGAAACUCCUUGGAUUUUUCCUCAGUCGUAGCACGCACAAGCGCAAGUACGACGUAAUGAGUCCUCAUAACCUCUACACCCUCUUAUCAGAGCGUCUCCUCCUAAACGAAGAGACCUUGCUCCUCCCCACCUACAACGUACUGUACGAGAUAAUGACUGAGCACAUAAGCCAGCAUAUUCUCUACACAAGACAUCCAGAGCCAGAGUCCCACUAUCGACUGGAGAACCCGAUGAUUCUGAAAGUCGUCGCCACGCUGAUAAGACAAUCCAAGCAGUCAGAAGCACUGUUGGAUGUGAAGAAGCUAUUUCUAUCGGAUAUGACACUGCUUUGCAAUAAUAAUCGAGAGAAUCGUCGUACAGUUCUGCAGAUGUCAGUCUGGCAGGAGUGGCUGAUUGCAAUGGCUUAUAUUCAUCCCAAGGAUUCGGAGGAGCAGAAAAUGUCGGACAUGGUUUACUCUCUUUUCCGAAUGCUUCUUCAUCACGCAGUGAAGCACGAGUACGGUGGUUGGCGAGUGUGGGUAGACACUGUAGCAAUUGUCCACUCGAAAGUGUCAUAUGAGGAAUUUAAACUACAAUUCGCCCAAAUGUACGAGCACUACGAGCGUCAACGCUCCGACAACAUAACAGAUCCCGAAGUGAGACAGCAGAGGCCAAUCAGUACUAUUUCUGGUUGGGAUCAGCAGCACAGUGGUAACAAUGGUUACAGCAGGCCAUCAGCAUGGACAGUACAGCAGUCACAAGAUGUGCAGAGUAUCGAGAGAAAUUACAAAGAGUACGAUGGAAUUGAGAGCAAUGACAGACUAGAAGAAUCGUGCAGCUGUGACUUAAAUUCCAUCGACAAUACUGAGAGCGAUGGAAGCCCAUCUAUUGUCAAGUCACGAAGUGAUAAUCUAGCAUUACCAUCGAGUGAAGCUGUUUCAUUGGACUCGAGAUUGAGUGAAAAGCUGGAAGCACCAGUAGUUGUUGAGAAUCAUGUUGAAACACCAAUGAUACAGGAGGAAGUUAAUAGCGAGGGACUUUCGUUACCAACCACCCACGAAACUAGUGAAGUUGUAUCGAUUGAGAGCUCCAGUGAGCUUUACAGUGAAGUGCACAAAGUUGAGAGCUCAAGCACUGACUCAAUGGGACAGGAGGGUGGCAAGAAGGAGGGCAUUAACAGAGAUGAGCAUGUGAACAAUGUUGUCGUUCAAGUUGUCGAUGGAAAUGGGGAAUCGGUGACAGCUGUUACGAGUGAUACUGAUGGAAAUGAAUUGAUCGAGAAAAUUCAGACGCCUGAAUCGACAGUAGUUGAUGAGAAAAUGAACGCUGAUGAAGUAGAAAAGGAAAGUAAAGAUAUUGUCGAUAAAAGUGAUCAAGUAAUCAAAGAGAAUGAUACAACAGACGCAAAUGAUAACGACAAGAUCAUCCCAGAAACUGACAAGAUUGAGUGUCAAGUUCCUGCAACUGUUCCAGAAAUCAUAAUUCAAGAUAAGGACAUCGGUCUUGAGAACGUAAACGGUGAGAUAACAUCGAGUAGUUCAGGAGACAAUAAAGAAUCUUCAGAGACUGAAGAAACAGCUUCAAUGGAGGAUAAGCCUUCAGCUGAUCAAAAAGAGGUGAAAUUACUUCCUAAAGAGGGUGAGCCGGAGUCUGAGGAUGAGAAAAUUUCAGAAGUAAAAAAUCCAGUCGAAGAUAGCUCAAAGAAAACAGAAGGCUCAUCAGUGGCAAUGGAAUCCACUGACCCAAUAGUAUCCGCAAAACCAGAGAAAAGCACUGAGGAUGAGGUGCAUCCCACUGAAUUAGAAAACAUUCCAGAUGAUAAAGAGGUGAAAGAGGCGAUUGAUUUGGAGAGCCCACACUCCGGUGAAGUCCGAACAAAUUCUGAGCCUGAGAAGACUGUUGAAUCUCAAGCUAAUGGGGGAGAGGUAGACAAACAGAACGGUGAUAUCAAUGAGGUGAAGGAAAGCCUGGAUAUUAAUGGGGGUGCGAAAGCUGAGGAUGAGCUGAAGAAUCAAAUAGAUGAUGAGAGUGUGAAUAUUGAUUCGUCUGAAAUCUCCUCGACUGAUAAGGCUGUUGAUGUUAUACCAGAUGGGGGUAAUGCAACUGUUGACGACAGUGAUGAUGCCGAGAAUAAAGAAGAGAUUGUUAAUGAUAUGAAAGAAACGUCCGAGAAUACAGUGGUUGAGGGUGACGUCGAUACACCGACUGAUAAUGACAAAAAUGAUACUGUAAAAUGUAUAAAUUGCUCAACUAGCGUAGAUGAUUGCACCGAUGCUACAACUGGAGAGGUUCGAGUUGGGGUGGAUGCAUUAAAAUUGAUAGAGAAUAGUAUUACCAAUGGUGAGUGCAAAGCUGAUGGUGAUAUACUUGAUAAUGAUGAUAAAUGCGUGGUUAAUGGUGAUGGUAAUGGUAAUGAUGAGAACAUUUCUGAUAAUGACACAAGAGAACCGUCCAAUAUUUCUACUAGUAUAAGUGAUAAUCCAGUUGCAUCAGUACGUACUGAUGAGGUAGAAGUAAAUGAUAGUGUUACUGAUAGUAUUGAUGUUCAAAAAACUGUAGAUAACACGACGCAAGUGCCAAAUAAGACCCAAAUACCAACAAUAUCUACGGUCUGUGAUGAAACUAAAAAUAUACAUGAUGGUGUGCCUCAAAACAUUAGUCAUAAUGGAGAUGAAUUGGACAAUCCACUGGUUAAUGAUACAAGUUGUAAGAAUGGACAGCAUGAUGUACAUCGUAGAGCAAGUUUGCCGAAUGUUGGGACUGAUAAUUGUGCGGAUGGAGGUGGAGAGGAGACACAGUUACCUGUACCUAGGAAAAAUUCAUCACCCCAGAAGAGACCAAGGAGUGCCUCAACUUCCACGCAGGUGGAUCCUAAUCACUUUGAGUCGAAACGAGCAAAACCGGAAAAUCCGUCGACCAGGCCAAUGUUCAGUCCAGGCCCGAGCAGACCCCCAUUCAGAAUACCAGCGUUCAAGUGGUCCUACAUACAUCAGAGAUUGCUCUCUGACGUUUUAUUUUCCCUGGAGACUGACAUUCAAGUUUGGAGAAGUCACUCGACAAAAUCAGUUCUGGAUUUUGUUAACAGCAGUGAGAAUGCAAUUUUCGUCGUCAACACUGUUUAUCUGAUUUCACAACUUGCAGAUAAUUUGAUCAUUGCUUGUGGGGGAUUACUGCCACUCUUGGCAUCCGCAACUUCACCAAAUAGCGAAUUGGAUGUCAUUGAACCAACUCAGGGUAUGCCUAUAGAAGUAGCCGUAUCUUUCCUCCAGAGGCUAGUUAAUAUGGCCGACGUACUAAUUUUCGCAAGUUCCUUAAAUUUUGGUGAAUUCGAGGCUGAGAGAAAUAUGUCCAGUGGUGGCAUUCUCCGUCAAUGUCUCCGUCUGGUCUGUACUUGUGCUGUUAGAAACUGCUUAGAGUGUAAAGAACGCGGCAGAACGUACAGCAUGUUAGGGCGGCAGAUUGGUUCUAGUAAUAAAUCACAGCACAUUCAAUCCCUUAUUCGAGGAGCACAAACGUCGCCAAAGAAUAUUGUGGAUAAUUUGGCUAGUCAAUUGAGCCCAGUUAAGGAUCCGGAGAAGCUCCUUCAAGAUAUGGAUGUCAAUCGACUAAGAGCUGUUAUUUACAGAGAUGUUGAAGAAACCAAACAGGCACAGUUUCUGUCCCUGGCUAUAGUUUACUUCAUCUCUGUACUUAUGGUAUCGAAAUAUCGUGACCUCCUGGAGCCACCAAUCUCCCAGAGGCCACCAAGCCCAGUGCAAUCGAUUCAGACGAACGGAGCCAAUAUCAGAUCGGGAAGCCCAUCAGCAGAUGGGAAUGGUGGUGGAGGAGGUCGUCCACUAUUUCCACAGUGGUCACACCACGUCUAUCCUCAGUUCCUUCCGGGUUCACACCCCGCAGCCAAUGCCAAUGUCAAUGCGAACCACCACAUCAGCCAGCACCACCACCAGCACCCGCUACCGGCUGCCAGGCACACAAAUCGCCAGACCCAAUCCGGCUAUUAUGUCCCAAAUCAUCAUAGUAAUCAUUACAAUCAUCACCCAAAUAAUUACAACUAUCACCGUCAUCAUUAUUAUCAUCAUCAUAAUAACAACAAUCACCAUCACUCGCUUCAAAAGCAUAACGAUCAGCCCCGAAAUAUCUAUCAUAGAAACUCCGGUGUCGGUAUGCAAGGGAGCGGAGGGAUCAUGAGUCAAUCGGGAUCUCAGGAUGAUGGGGAGUACGAGGUUAUCAUUGUGGAUGAAAAUAAUUCCUCCAUCCUUGCCGACCACGAUGUCACCUCAUCGGGCCCACCCUCCACAAAGGGAGGUAACAGUGGUGUACCUCGGACGCGGACAAUCCUCGAGGAUUACGCCUCGUCAGGGCCGACUAUCGGCACUUCGACUAGACCCGACCAAGUGACAAGAAAUGCCCAGAGCAACGACUCUAGUGAAGAGGCGAUGCACCGUUCCAACAUCACAGCAGACCCAAGUCCCUCGGACAUCACAACAGAUAACGAGAAUAAGCAUAAUUCAUCAGAAGAAGCGUGGACGGAUGUUAAUCUCAACGAAGACGGCGAUGCAAUGCCCAUAACAAAUGCUCGAGAAGACCCACGGAACAUUCACAAUAUGUCACACGUUCACGACCCCGAUAGCGAGGGGAAUGUCUUGGAUCAAGAGACCCUCAGAGACCCAGAGCGAGGUGAAAAGCCUUCAGGUGAAAUUUCCGUUGUUCGUGUACCCGAACGUCUGCUGGUUAACUCGUCGUCUCCAAGGCCCGAUGAUCUACCGAUCAAAGGUCUCGUCGAGCAUUUGCCGAUUCCAACACCUUCCAGAGAAGCCUCACUGACUCAGAAACUCGAGAUGGCCCUGGGAUCAGUCUGUCCACUUCUUCGGGAGAUAAUGGUCGACUUUGCUCCCUUUUUAUCGAAGACUCUCGUUGGCUCACACGGCCAGGAACUCCUCAUUGAGGGAAAAGGUUUGACAACUUUUAAGAACAGCACGUCUGUCGUGGAACUUGUCAUGCUUCUGUGCUCUCAGGAAUGGCAGAAUUCAUUGCAGAAACAUGCAGGACUGGCGUUUAUCGAACUUAUCAAUGAGGGAAGAUUACUGUCUCACUCAAUGAAAGAUCAUAUCGUGCGAGUUGCAAAUGAAGCUGAAUUCAUUCUAAAUAGAAUGAGAGCUGAUGAUGUCCUUAAACACGCAGAUUUCGAGUCGCAAUGUGCUCAGACACUUCUGGACCGACGAGAAGAAGAGAGAAUGUGCGAUCACUUGAUAACAGCAGCACGAAGACGAGAUAAUGUCAUUGCUAGUCGACUCAUGGAAAAAAUUAGAAACAUCUUGUCGAAUAAGCACGGUGCCUGGGGGUACACUGAUCCAAUGGCUGCCAAUCUCGACGAACUUGACAGAUUAGCAGAGUACUGGAAGCUAGACGCCUGGGAGGACGAUGCAAGACGUCGUAAACGCUUUGUGCACAACCCUCUCGGAUCUAGUCAUCCAGAAGCAACGCUCAAAGCGGCUCUGGAGCAUGGGGCCCCUGAGGAUGCAAUCCUCCAGGCACGGGAGGAGUUCCAUGCCCACUUGGCAGCAUCACGCGCUCAUCAGCAACAACUGCAGUCCACUGAUCUCAUGGACGAUAGUGAAUUACUGUCCGAUGAUAGGGAUCUUGAUAGUGACUUGACUGGUCCAGUUAAUAUCAGCACUAAAGGAAAACUCGUUGCUCCUGGUAUUGUUGCACCUGGCAUCAUCUCCAUAACGUCCACUGAACUUUAUUUCGAAGUCGAUGAGGAGGAUCCUGAGUUUAAGAAAAUCGACAGCGAGGUUUUAAAAUUCUGCGAUCAUCUUCACGGCAAGUGGUACUUCUCCGAAGUCCGUGCGAUAUUCUCACGGCGAUAUUUGCUUCAAAAUCUCGCCAUUGAGAUUUUCCUCGCCAGCAGAACCUCGAUCCUCUUCGCCUUUCCGGAUCAGACGACAGUCAAGAAGGUGAUCAAGGCACUGCCGAGAGUCGGCGUAGGCAUCAAAUACGGAAUUCCACAGACUAGGAGAGCUUCGAUGAUGUCACCCAGACAACUAAUGAGAAGCUCCAACAUGACUCAAAAGUGGCAACGGAGAGAGAUAUCAAACUUCGAAUACCUCAUGUUCCUGAACACAAUCGCUGGACGAACCUACAAUGACUUGAAUCAGUAUCCAGUCUUUCCUUGGGUACUCACUAAUUAUGAGACUAAGGAGCUUGAUCUGAGCUUACCCAGCAAUUACCGUGACUUGUCCAAGCCAAUUGGAGCACUCAAUCCAAGCAGGAGAGCCUACUUCGAGGAGCGUUUCCAGAGUUGGGAACACGACAGCAUUCCGCCUUUUCACUAUGGCACUCAUUAUUCAACAGCCGCUUUCGUCCUUAAUUGGCUGAUACGAGUGGAGCCCAUGACCACGAUGUUCUUGGCGCUUCAGGGUGGCAAGUUUGAUUAUCCCAACAGGCUAUUCUCGUCAAUUGCACUGUCUUGGAAGAAUUGUCAGAGGGACACGUCUGACGUCAAGGAACUCAUUCCCGAAUUCUUCUUCCUUCCGGAGAUGUUGGUGAACACGAAUAACUACCGUCUAGGGAGGAACGAGGACGGUAGCUCGGUGGGUGACGUCGAUCUGCCUCCUUGGGCUAACUCUCCAGAAGAAUUUAUCAGAAUCAAUAGAAUGGCAUUGGAGUCUGAAUUUGUAUCCUGUCAGCUUCAUCAGUGGAUCGAUCUGAUUUUCGGAUACAAGCAAAGAGGCCCCGAAGCAGUUCGUGCAACGAACGUAUUUUAUUACUUGACAUACGAAGGAAGUGUAGAAUUGGAUUCGAUAAGUGAUCCAGUUAUGAAAGAAGCCAUCGAAAAUCAGAUAAGGAAUUUUGGUCAAACUCCAUCCCAACUGUUGAUGGAGCCUCAUCCUCCGAGAAGUUCAGCGAUGCAUUUGUCCCCAAUGAUGUUCUCAAGUAUUCCUGACGACGUCUGUAUGACCAUUAAAUUCCCAUCAAAUUCACCAAUCUGCCAUAUCUCAGCAAAUACCUACCCACAAUUACCAUUACCAUCGGUAGUGACAGUUACCACUGGCCAGCAGUUUGCUGUUAAUCGAUGGAACACCAAUUACGCUGCCUCGGUGCAGUCACCGAGUUACGCCGAUACGCCUCAAGCACAGGCUGUUAAUCAACCACUGUCAAUGGAUCCUGUCUUGUCCCAAACCGCCAAUCACUCGAAUCAAGCGUUGAAGAGGCACUUGGGUGAUAAUUUUAGUCAGAAACUCAAGAUACGAAGCAACUGCUUCGUUACAACGGUCGACAGCAGGUUCCUGGUGGCUUGUGGCUUCUGGGACAACAGUUUUCGAGUUUUCUCCACCGAGACAGCUAAAAUCGUUCAGAUUGUCUUCGGACAUUAUGGAGUUGUGACGUGCUUGUCCAGAAGUGAGUGUAAUAUCACGUCUGAUUGUUAUAUUGCAUCUGGCAGUGCUGAUUGCACUGUACUACUGUGGCACUGGAAUGCAAGAACACAGACAAUUGUGGGGGAGAGCGAGGCACCAGCACCCAGGGCCACGCUCACCGGUCAUGAACAGCCGGUUACAGCUGUUGUCAUAUCGGCGGAAUUGGGGCUUGUCGUGUCGGGAUCUUAUUGUGGACCAGUUCUGGUGCACACAACAUUCGGGGACUUGCUGAGAUCCCUAGAGGCUCCGAAUGGUUUCACCUCGCCUGAAAACAUCGCCAUGUCCAGGGAAGGCGUGAUAGUUGUGAAUUACGAGCGCGGUCAUAUCGCCGCAUUCACCAUAAACGGUAAACGAUUGCGUCACGAGUCCCACAACGACAAUCUCCAGUGUCUGUUGCUGAGCAGAGACGGCGAGUAUCUUAUGACAGGAGGCGACAAGGGGAUUGUCGAGGUCUGGAGAACUUUCAAUCUGGCGCUCCUCUAUGCAUUCCCCACUUGCGAGAGCAGUGUUAGGUCACUAGCGCUAUCUCACGACCAGAAGUUUUUACUCGCUGGGUUGGCAAAUGGUUCUAUCGUCAUUUUCCACAUCGAUUUUAAUAGGUGGCAUCACGAAUUCCAGCAGAGAUACUGAAACUACGGUUGUCUCUUCGUUCGUUAUUAAAUGAUUCACACAAAAAUGAAAGCUAAGUAGUAAGUCAUAAUGCAAUCACAUCACAAUGGUACCGCAUAAUCGAUGAAUUUGUACUUAAAAUAUGUGUUAAUACGGAGAAGCUCGUGAAAAUAUUGAUCGGCUUCAGGAGUAUUAUCGGAACGAAGUAGCAGUGAAAUUAGCGUAAGUAGACAAUUAAACUGUACUUAAUGAGAGAAGAGAUUUUUUGUAUUAUCGAAACAUUGAACAACAAGUACUUAGGAACUAGGCGUUUGUAUUAAUCAAUGUCGGAGCUGAAGCCCGAAUUUAUUUAAAAAAAUUGAUUCUUCCACUCACAAUAUUAUUUUAUAAUAAAAUCUAUGAAAUUCGUGCGGAAAUUCCAUAGAAUUUCUACAGGACUUUUAUUGAAAGCUCUAUCAGCUUUGAAUCAAUUUUAUUGGAGGAAUUUUUCACAGUAAAAAUUGAUAGACUUUUUCGUGGAAGUUCAAGUGAAAUGAAAUGAAAUUCUCUAGACAAUUCACUGGAUUUUUAAUAAUCUUUUUUUGUGAGUGUGACGAAGAAGAAUGGUUUUAAAUGAUUGAUCAAAAAUUGCUAUCGUUAUGAGAUAAAUGCUUGAUAAUUAUCUGUCUAUGAGCUGCAUUCUGGGAUAGCACAGAAACGCUAGUCAAUUAAAAACGAAUGAUUAUUCUUUCCCCAAGAUUUUCAGUCAAGCAAAAACCUCCAAUUAACGCAAGUUGCAAUUGUCAAAUACUUAAUGAUACAAGUGACAAAAAAAUUAUUAAAAAACAUUAAUAAUACCAAAAUGGCGUGUGGACUUAUUUUUGUGUAUUAAUGCAUAUAAGUGGGGUUGACAGUAUACAUACUAUACAUUGUUUACGUUGUAAUUUCCUGUGUAAAUAACCAAUUAUCUCAGUGUUAUACAAAAAUUACCUUGUAACGAGAAAGAAAAGGAAAAAAAAUUGAAAAAAAUGUCCCGUUGACAUUCUGUAAUUAUCACGCGAUCGUUACGUUUGCUGCUCGUAAAGAUAAACAGUUGUAAUUCCAUGGCUUUCGUGCCACCGUUGUCCGACGAUGAGGAAGAGUCUCCGUGAACAAAAACAAAUCCGUAUUUUCUAAAACAAACGAGAGUAAAUCCUAAAACGUAAAAAUACAGGUUUUCCCAGCGAUCGGAAAAUUUAUCGCGUACUCCUGAAUAAAAUCCUAAUUUCAUAAGAGCCGUCCAGCUUAACUUUGUGAGGAUAUUUCUUGAUAUUUUCGCAUAUUUCGCAAAAUAAAUUUUAAAAAGUCAAGCAAGACCGGAGAGAAUAAUUUUAAAAAUAUACUUAGACCAAUUGCAGCACCAGAAGCAAUAGAAAUAUUCAAUUGCACCUUGAGAACGUCAAAAUCAGCAUCUUGAUGUAGGUGAGGGCAUUCCCUCUGAACUUGCUUUAGAAAUGAAGAAAAAAAGUGAGAAACUUGAAAUUAUGUGGAGAUGGGAGAAUAAAAUCAAUUGUUUUAUUCACUCAUCGCCAUUGCAAAGUGAAUGGAUAAAUGUUACUUAUAUACAUACGCCGAGUAUAAAUACUAAUGUAUACAUAUAAAUAAUAAAAAUAUAAAUAAUGAAUAUAUAUAUAUGAUUGUAUAAAACAGGUGAGAAAAAUACGUGCCCUGUUGGGCACAUGUAAUAUAAUUGGCGUACGCAAUCGAGUACUGAAAUUUGUGAGAUAAUGAAUUCCUCACUAACAGGACGGCACAUGCUUCUAAAACAAUUAUUGAUAUUUUAUUGUCCGCGUGAAUAAUUAAACACAAAGUAAAAGAUUUUUUCAUCAUGCGAAAAGGAAAAGUAAAACAUUGCAUAUGUCUGUAACGAUAAAGAAAAUUAUUCGCGACACUUUGAUCGGUGUCAUGAUUAGUGAUGUCGAUUGACGUUCGCUUUUUGUAUUGUAUAAAAUAUAAUUCACAUUUUCAUGAAGAAACUAGUAAUGACUAUGCAAUUAGGUGAAAUAUUACCGAGCAAAUUAAAUUUGAGACAGAAUAAUCAUGCGUUAUAGUUGAGAGCUUGAGGAAGGUUGAGAAUGUACGGAGAGAAAGUUGAUAAAUGAAUGACUAUACGUGAAGAAAUUAAUUAAUUUAAAGGGUCAAGUAAUUUUGUCAAUCAAUAAAUUCAACAAUCACAUCAAUCAAUCAAUGUUCAUAUUUCGUUUAAGUUGAAUUUGCUGUAGGUCCCCAAUUAAUAAUUAUUGCAUUAAGGAUGUCCACGUAAUUUGGAAAAUUUUAUUAUGGAUUUUCCAUCAUAAAAAUUAAUUGUGUGGAACUGUGAAAAGGGCUUAAUCUGUAGAGUGAUCUGUGAGAAAAUACUUGGAUGUCCUUACGAAUUUUUAUGUUCUCUCUUCUCGCCAUUGCACCUUCUAACUAGUCAGAUGAAAAUUAAUGAAACAGGAUAUUAUACAUAGAAAUUGAUCAGUAAAAUAUGCAGAAUAUGGGAAAAAUUCGGCAGGUCAAAUUAGUCGUUAUGUAUUUAAUAUUAUAUACUAGAAAUAUUGUAGAAUUUUAUUGAGGGAAUGUGAAAUGCAUGGCGCCGUUGUGUGAUUCUCGUCAUUCAUGCUUGUCGAGUAAUUAGUUGUUGAUAAUUCGUGAGAGUGAAUAUAAAUACGAGAGAAAGAUGAGGAGAAAAUGGAGGCAGGCUGAUGUUGUGAUUUCAUCGACGAAAAAAAUUUAAUUGAUAACAUUUUGUCAGCAUUGAGAAUAUGUUUACCAGAAAAAUCUUUUUCGUAGAUGUUGAUACAAGAAAAAAAAUCUCUUCAUUAUUGUUGCAAUUACCGUUACAUUCCAGUGGCAUUUUCCCCGCAAUUACCACGAAAUCGGCAUUAUAACAAAUACCAAACGACAUGAUGAGGUGAUCAAUUAGAUGUACUUACAUUCCACUGCAGCAAAAUCUAUCGUACGAGUGAGUGAGUAAUAACAAAAAUCCCUUAACUAAAAAUUCGCUCAAAGGCAAUGCAUUUAAUCGACAGGAAAAUGUCAUCUCGCCCGCGAGAAUUUUUUACAAUUUGUUUAUAGUCAAUGUACGAGUGCUGCAAUCUUCUAUCAGAGGCAAAAUGUUGUUAGUAAAUUCCCUCCAUUAAGUGAGAAAAAUAAUUGCAAAUUUGAAUUAAAAUGCAAAUGAAACUCAAAUCAAUUUCUGUCCGAAACUUAAAGAAAAAAAAAUGAGAAAACUACAAAAAAAGUAUCAAUAUAAAAUAAUGCUAUUUUAAAUAACGCUAAGUACAAUGCUACGAGAGUUCGCCUAUAUUAUUACCACAUAAAAUUGAAGAAAAGAUAAAUAACAACUUCCGAAUCAAUGAAUAAAUUAAAUUCAAAGAAAUGCAAAGUAAAUUUAAUGUUGAAAGGUAUAAUCCGAAUGGAUUUGUAUAUUCGAUGAGUAUGCACAUUAAUGUUUACGUGUGGAGUAAUAACACUUAUCCGCAUUUAAUAUUAAGCAUCAUUCAAAUGAAAUCAUUGAAAUACAAAGGUGUAUGAGCUGUGUAAAAAUUUAAUUUGUCCAAUUCAUUGGUAUUUUAUGAUUGAUUGAACCCUCCCACUCACCAAAAAUUGAAUUAUAAUGUAUCAACAAUCAAUUUAAUAAUCUCGAGGCAUUGAGAAUCGAAAUGAGUAUAAAAUAAAACCAUAAAUUUCUGAAAAUAAUUCUAUUAGCUUUGUAAUAAACCAAUUAAUUCGCAAAAUUUAGAGUGAAGCGUCUAUAAACAUCCUUAGUAUGAAUAUCAUUAGAGACAGAGUUGGAUUGAAACUUAACGUUGCAAUUUCCUUCACUGCGUAACUCAAUGACUUGAAUUUGAGCAUUCAAAUAAUUCAUCAUUCGAGGGAAAAAAUAACGAUCGCUUUAGAUUUUUUACCGCCCGCGAAUUAGUGACAUGUGUAAACUACUCGAUCAGUAGGCUGCUCGAUAAUUAGUCAUUACUGUAAUAUCGCAACUUGUUACCACGCGUAGAUUAUUUUAUUCCAUAUGAGAAGUAAAAUCCAGUUCCCAUAGGGAGAGCCAUAAAAGUUGUAGCAGUUCGAGUGGCCUAACAAUGUCUUCAAUCACAUUAAUUGAUGAACAUUUAUUCCCUUGAUUUGUUAUACUAGUUUAGAAAAGGUAGGUCACACAACAUUUUGAAGAUUCUUGUGUUGCAUUUUAAUGAGUAAAAAACUUAUCAACAAUCACAAAUUGCAUUUUCCCCAUCGUUCAUCUUCAUCGACGGACAAAGGGAGAUAAAUAUAACUACGAAGCUCACCGCCACUUUUACAAGAAAAAAAAAUUAAUUAAUGAAAAAUAAAAAUGAAUAAACGGAAAGGACUUGAAAAAUGCGAAUAGGUACUUAAAUCGUUGCUACUUACCUAAACAUAAGCUCUAUUGCUUAUUUUAUACUUAGUUAUAUGGUAAUAAUUCGAAAUGAAAAAUAUAGAAGUAAUAUAAUGGGCAAGUUGUAUUAUCGUAUUGUAAGGUAGAAUAAUUAUGUAAAGAUACAUAGAGAAAAAAUAAUAAUAAACGCAAAGUACAUUUGA